Molecule: messenger RNA, 1022 nt
Organism: Vigna angularis (adzuki bean)
Lineage: Eukaryota; Viridiplantae; Streptophyta; Magnoliopsida; Fabales; Fabaceae
Product: protein POOR HOMOLOGOUS SYNAPSIS 1
Exons: 6
Coding region: 158-649 (163 amino acids)
Source: RefSeq, a predicted model, not a curated record
UAUGUAAGAUCAGUAGCUGUCUCGUGGUGGUUGGGUUGGUAGGGUGUGAGUGAAUGUGAUACUAUUAUGUGGAGUUUUACCUGGCUAAAUUGAUUAAUGGACAGUUAAUGCAAGUUUUACACAGUUAAUUUUCCUCUGUCAGAUUCAAAAGUUUGCUAUGCGGUUUCCAUCAAUCUAUGAAGCAGAGUCAUUUAUCGGUGUUUUAAAGGAGAUUCUGAAAGGUGACAAGGAUCCAGAACCUUUGAAUACCGACUUUGGUUCUGAAAUUUCAUCGCAGUCAGAGUUUAUGUCAACAAACGAACACUCCUAUAGUAGAGGUUGUGAAGAACUGAGCUUCAUGACUCCGGCUGACAAUUACAUUCCACAAUUGCCAAUAUUUGUGAAUAAUGAGGUGGGGCAACCUUCAGGAGCCGAAGUAAAGGGAACCACACCCAGUCACAACUUUGAAGGCGUGCUCCCAGCCUUGCCACCCAGUUUUUCCUCACUACUAAUGGAUUGCUCUCAGAACAACCUGGCUCAACCAACCGUUUCGGAGGAAAUUGAGCUCAAAUCCCAAAUUGUGAGGUAUAUGGAAGAUUCUUCCUUCCAAGAUAUGUUGAUUAAGGUGGAGAAAGUUAUCAGCGAAUUGGGGGGUGAUAUGUCCCUUUAGUUUACCAGCCCAGGGAAUUGAAAAUGACUAACGAGCAGCGUAGCAUCUCUCCAUGCUUACUGCACCUGAACCAUGAAGACCUCUCCACACAUUGCCCAACAAAUGUACAGCGGACUUCUUUCUUUACAGUUAGGCCAAAUUUUGUCUUGGUAUCUUUUGUUGUUCAACAAACAGCAAGGUCAGAUGAAAGGUAAGGCAUGAUAAGUCAGUGUUUAGCUAGUGAAACCGUAUAAAGUGGUUUCUGUUUAAGAAACCUUAGUUAAAAUAAUGAUCUCAGAGUAAUUGUAAUCUGGUAUAGUACAAAUAUAUUAACAAUAUGCUUCUCUCCAUUAUGGCACCAUAUGAUAUUGAAUCUGGCAAAAUCCAGUCAUUA